GACAGGUAGUGGAGCUAGAGGACGCGUCCGGGUACUCGGGAAUGAGAGAUGAUGCUUUCUGGGAAGAACAAUAGAGACGUUGGUCUGGGCUAGAGAGGCUGGAGUGUGGUGGGGCUCAGAUCGGUAGACUGAGUGGCAAGAGAGGUCCAAGGUAAGUGGUGGUAGAUAUCAGGCCGACCCGAAUACAGAGGCACCAGGACCAUGACUUAUGCUUAUCUCUUCAAGUACAUCAUCAUCGGAGACACAGGUGUGGGCAAGUCAUGUCUCCUCCUGCAGUUCACCGACAAACGGUUCCAGCCUGUCCACGACCUCACAAUAGGAGUGGAGUUUGGAGCGCGAAUGGUCAACAUUGAUGGAAAACAAAUCAAACUGCAAAUCUGGGACACGGCUGGGCAAGAAUCCUUCCGUUCUAUCACCCGUUCCUACUAUCGGGGAGCAGCUGGAGCCCUGCUAGUGUACGACAUUACCAGAUGGACUUCUGAGCUACUUUCUGAACUUUUCUAUUGCAGACGUGAGACCUUUAACCACCUGACCUCAUGGUUAGAGGAUGCCCGCCAGCAUUCCAGCUCCAACAUGGUUAUCAUGCUCAUUGGGAAUAAGAGUGACCUAGAAUCUCGCAGGGAUGUGAAGAGAGAGGAAGGAGAGGCUUUUGCUCGAGAGCAUGGACUUAUUUUCAUGGAAACUUCAGCCAAAACGGCCUGCAAUGUUGAAGAGGCCUUCAUUAAUACAGCCAAAGAAAUAUAUAGGAAGAUCCAGCAGGGUUUAUUUGAUGUCCACAAUGAGGCAAAUGGCAUCAAGAUUGGACCUCAGCAGUCAAUUGCAACAUCAGUAGGACCCAGCACUUCUCCACGGAACUCUCGUGAAGUAGGCUCCGACUCUGGCUGCUGCUGAACAUCUGGCCUGAACCCUUUUUUCUUUCUGGAAUAGCUUCAGACCAGUAGGCUUAAAGAAAAGGUCUCACUUACUUUUGCUGAGAACAACCUCUUUCCAAGGUGUGAUGUUUGCCUUUCCACUUAAAAGAUCAGGGGAGAAUUUGUAUAGAUUUGGGCUCUUCUCAUCCUUGUUCUUAAUUUCUACAUUGAUAGGAUGGAAGUGGGUUGUCACAAUAGUUUCAAAA
Molecule: messenger RNA, 1117 nt
Organism: Perognathus longimembris pacificus (Pacific pocket mouse)
Lineage: Eukaryota; Metazoa; Chordata; Mammalia; Rodentia; Heteromyidae
Gene: Rab2b
Product: RAB2B, member RAS oncogene family
Exons: 8
Coding region: 202-891 (229 amino acids)
Cellular component (GO): Golgi apparatus
Molecular function (GO): GTPase activity; GTP binding
Source: RefSeq, a predicted model, not a curated record